Messenger RNA from Ruditapes philippinarum (Manila clam), 2409 nucleotides. RefSeq lists its product as uncharacterized. The transcript has 6 exons. Lineage: Eukaryota; Metazoa; Mollusca; Bivalvia; Venerida; Veneridae. The record is from RefSeq and is a predicted model, not a curated record. The coding region runs from base 65 to 1222 and encodes 385 amino acids.
AAAAAAAUAUAUAUCAUUCGAAGUUACUGCAUUGUAGACAUGUGUAUGUCUCCAAUCCGGGAAGAUGGAGUGCGUUUCAAAGAUGUGUGCAAUGCCAAAGUGCGCUAGGGGAAGACAACCAGUAUCUAGACCCGACCAGUGCUGCCUCGUGUGUCCAGCUAUUGCAGAGGAACCAAAGCCCCGAAUUUACUGCCCAACACACGUCGUCCAUGUAAAUACCUCCUACUAUACUAACAUGGAAUUGUUAGAUGACACCAAAACAUCUGUAGCUGCAUUCAAUCAUGUCGGUGUAAAUCUGCAGGUAAAUUACAGUCCACCUAUUGUUCACCAUUGUGAAUGUGACAAGCCACGUGACCACGUGACAACAGUGGAAGCAUACGCCUCAGAUCAAUUUGGCAACGUUGCUACAUGCUCGUUCCAAGUUGUUGUUAGAGAUAUAUAUGCUCCCGUGAUCUUCUCUUGUCCAGAAGAUGUUUAUGUGUUCGAGAACGAGGCUGUAAAAUGGCUCGAACCAAAUGCAUCUGAUAAUGUUGGAAUAGCUAGCAAAUCUUGUACCAGUUUGAGGAACGGGGCACGAUUUCCUGUCGGAGAUCACAGGAUAACGUGUAACACACUUGACUUUGAUGGUAACAUGGCGUCUUGUAACUUCCAUGUUUCUGUUACCAGAAAAGACACCCCAUUGGAAGAUAUGCCUCAAGAAAUAAGAGAUCGAUCGACUGGAGAGGUGCAAAUGGUGCUACGUAUUAUAUUGCCUUCUAUCUUUGGUACAAUUGUCCUGGCAGUCUUGGCUCUGCUACUGCUGUUCCUAUGCAGACGAAAAUAUCUGUUAGUCAUGUCCAAGAAGAAACCUCCAAAACAUCCGAAGACAAAAAAAAAUUACGCAGAACCGGAUGCUAUCCGGUCAACAAAGUCAUCGUUUAAAUGCAAACGAUCGUCCGUGUUGACAUAUUCCUCCUCCGUGUCACCCAGAGACUCUGUUGGACGCGCUUUAGCGUUUAAAAGCAACCCUUAUGCGGUCCCAGGAGAUAUUGGUAUCAGACCACCAUCAUACUCAUCAUAUGAAGGUUACAGUCCAUUCCCAUACAGUGUUUCUGGUAGCGCGAAGGACACCACGCACAUGCCUUUGCCCGUUCCAGCAUACAAUGAUCCAAAUUAUGAAACCCUGAGCGUCCAUAUGUCGAGCGUGUCCGGGCGUUCCGCAAGAUACGUCAAGGUCGAGUAAAGCAAAUUCAACAAACUCAUCACGAAGUCCAAACCCAGGAAUAAUCAAGGCGACAAAAUUAAUCUCCAGGGUUUAAGCACUAUGCUUUUUUUUUACAUUAAUUCCAAUAAGAGCUCUUUGUAAAUAUCGUUUGACUUUAAUAAAAUAAUAAAAAAGAAAAGCGUGAGUAAGAAAUAGAGUUCAACUGAAGUAGAAAUAAAUUAAAAGAGGGAUUUAUCAUAUAUAUCUUAUAGUAUAGGUUAUAUUUACUCAAGACAUUAGAUGCGGUCAUUUUAGUUGUUUUUUGUUUACUAUCUUAUUUUAAUAGCUUAUAAGCUUUUAUGUAAAACUUUUUAUUUAGAAUUUACUGUAACUGGUUCUAUGAUAUUUGUCUUAUAAUUGCGCACAGAAUGUUUAACUUCAAUGAAAUCCCAACCACCAUUAUUGUGUUAUCUGUAAGGACUACAUACAGUCAGUCGAACAAUUUAGCAUUUGGAAUUCAGAAUCUGAAGAAUUUAAGUGACUGUUCAAAAUUGAAAGUCUAGCAGAUCCAUUGCAUACAGUUUGAUUAUUGAUACUAGUAGUAUGUUUGUAUUGAUAAAUCAUGCCUUAAAAUGAUGUCUUUUGUCGAAUGUUUAAGGUCGUUGGCUUCAAACUACUUGCCCCUCAUCGUCUUUGGUUAGAAUCCAAACAGUAAUAGAAAGUAAUUAAUCUAGCUAACGGAAAGUCGGUGGUUAUGUUCAGGAGCCCGUUUGUGCAUGAAGUAAUGCACGAGGUCUUCCUCCACCAGUAAGGCUGGGAAGACGCCAUGUGACAUAUACUGCAUUUGGUGCGACGUGAAACCUAACAAACAAAUGCGGUUAGAUGUAACGAGUAAAAUUGUCGAAAGCAACUGUUUAACUUCUGGUCUGGUUUUUAUAAACAAAAUGUAUUGUGUAUUAAGUUCUAGUUUUAUCUGGGAAAUCUUGUGUCAUGGUGUUUGGCAAAUCUUAUAUAAUCCUUUUUAAAAUUGAUGAUUUUUGUCAACAUUUAAAUGAAGUUUUAUACCUGUAAUAUUUUUGGCGGCAGUAGUUUUCAUAAGUGUACUUUGUUUACUUAUAUCAUUUUGCUGUACAUGGGUUUAUAAACUUGUAUAUAUAUAUAUAUUGUUAUAUAUUGUUAUCUGUUUGCUUCAUAAUAAAUGUAUUUAGGAAUAAAAAUAAAAUGUC